AUGGCCCUACAUAACAAUUCCCACACGCUAAGGCUUGGUAAAUGGCAAAAUUACUUCUUUAUGUCACAUGGAGGAAUAGCGACACUCAAGGAAGCCAGCGAAAAGGACCAACAGCUCGCAGACGAAAAUGGCGGUGUUGAUCCUAUGCCAAGCAACCGCCGUAUAUGUGCUUUUUAUGGUAUAGGACGAGAUGCCCCUUGGCCACCCUUCGACCCCGGCAGGCCUCGAAAAGAUUUCGAAUAUGAGAUAACACGCCAUAGUAAAAUCGUCGGGCAACGGUGGAUCAAACUGAACCAACUGGUACUGGGAAGUGAGAAAGUGAUCCAGGACACCAUCGUCAGACUUGCACAAGGAGAUAUCAAAGACAAGGAUGGGAAGACCCUCAGCGUCGAAGACUACCUGAGGCUCAGUUGGGAAGCAACCAGAGAUACAUACAACAAAGACCAGGCGACAGAUCCUGGCAACUUGACAACCGGAUUCAGGCUCGACCCUAAAGGCAGCAUUACAGCAAACCGUUCCACCAAUCUCGACAUAUUUGCGUUGGUCUUUCUCACAACCCAGACAAUGAGAGAAUCCAUCAAAGAACGUGGAAUAGUGAGAAAUCUUGAUCGUUAUUACCCGCUUUAUCGAAAUGGAGCGAACUAUAUGGAUGACAGAAAAACCUUGGGAGAGGAUCUGGUGGAUGAAGAAAAGUUUCAGAAUCUUCGCAAACCAGGCCCAAUCAAGGAAGGCAAGACUCAGUUCAACAUCAACAUUGAAGGAUUUCUCGAAAAGCACAGAGCCAGCUUUCUGGUUCCACAUAUAAACUUGCUGGACCUGACCAACACGGUUAACCUACUUCUGUUUAUCCACCAUCGAGCUCGAUUUCUCCCCCGAGAGUUUUCCUAUGUAGAUCGUGAUGGCAUGUAUAUGGGAGAGCGUACGCGGAUGUUAUUCGGCGCCCACGAUCCGACAUGCAUAGUCGUCUUCAAAGACUUCAAAGACAAAGACGAAUCUGGAUUUCCGGUGAAGCCUCUGUUUCAUUAUGUGCACAAGGAAUGGGAUACAAAACGCCUUGGGGACCACGGGAUCCAUAGAAGGAGGAAUCUGGGAUUUACCGGCUCGGCAGCAUGGCUUACGUUGCAAUCACAAGCUAUCACAUACACGUUUCUGGGCAAUUUCUGCCAACAAAUGCUUGAUCUGGCAAAGGAGAAGCCGGUCUACGACCCCCUCCAGAGUCUUACUCAUCGGCAAAUGAUGGUUAUCGAAAAUGAAGCAGCACAAAAGAUCGAAGAGGUUAGAGGAGACAAGCAUGGCGAAAAUUUGGAUGAAAUACAAGCUUUGCGACAAUACGAACCGACCAAGGAGGGCCUCGAUUACGACAGGUACCACAAAUUGCUUGCCGAACAAAGAGAUGAGGCAGAGCAGCGUAUCUGGUUUCUAUUCAACGACCCGGACUACUUCGCCAGGAAGAUUAUUGAAGAAAAAGAGCACCACUGGGACAAUCUGCGUGUUGGAUAUGAUGAAGCCAAUCCAGGCUCUUAUAUCCGUCGCUACUAUGACGAUAUAAAGAAGCGCCACGACAUGUAUCUCGACUGUAUGAGAAAUGUUGUUCGAAAGGCUCUCUUUGAUUUCUUCAUCUGGCAUGCGAUAUUAGAUGCUCUCGCUGCGAUUAAAGCCGUCAAGGAGAGGUACGAUCGCUUUGAAAGGAAUCAGAUCAAAUACGUCAGGGGCGGCAAAGCAUUUCGUGUUCUGAACGAUGAAUCCUGGCAAUGUAAAGACGCAGACAGACUUAUGACAAACUACAAAAGCGUUCAGCGAUUGGUUCGAAUUGCUGCCUCUUAUAUUAUUUUUGAAUUCCGCAAAAAAGCAAUUCAUGCAGCCUCACCACACAUGCGCGAUGUUUAUUGCAUCCCCGACGCGAAUAAGAAACCAGCCGACCUAUUAGCCCCUGGGUACUACAAUGCACCAGACAUUGAGCUCAACUUUCGGCAUCAGGCAUCACCUGACGAACGGCGAGAGGUACCUCGCAUGGUGCUUGAGCUUAUUGAGAACUUCAUUUCGAAGCCAACAUCGGCCAUGUUUGUCGGUGUGCGGAACGUAACAGCCCGAAUACAGAGACAUUUCGACGAGUGUCAAGAUGAUGAACAGACAAGAUCAAAGUUCUCUGACCUGAUUCGAGACAAUGUCAAAGGGUUGCAUAUACUCUCGGAACUUGUAGAUUACAUGGAUCAACAUAUGUCUGUUGGUAGUUUUGAGCAACACAUGUUCGAGACACCCAACGAAGACGUAACUGGUGGCAAAUCUUGGGAGAUGCUUAAACAUUUCGGUUCCUAUGACAUUUUGUCCCUAGACGGCUGUACAUUUGGCGAGGAACAUGUGCCGCCAAAGCGACAGGAACGCAUCUUCAAAUUUCUCGACGAGAUACAGGGCCUCAGAACUGGUGGUGAGAGUUCUUAUGGCGCUGCAAGAGGCGAUAUCAGGCGCUUUGGCUCAUCACUACUGAAAGGCCUCAUCUACCCUUUCGGGAGAAAAGACAGCAACCUUAAGUAUAUGUACAAUCACGAGUCUUCGUUCAAGGUCAAACCAGAGACUCUAGACCGUCUGUCGCAACGUAUGGGAAUUGACGAAGAUCAGUGGCCUUUUGACAAGGAUGAGAAGCCAUGGAAUGCCCUGGAAGAUGAAUCUCAAGACGUACAAAAGCACUACCAGGGUAUCUGGAAAGAACUUAAGGAAGAGAUGAAGCAGCUGACCAAAAGGAACGAGAAAAAUCUGAAGAAGCCAUACGCCAAGAAUGGCAAAAAAGGAUCGAAUAUGUUCGACUUUGUGACUAACGAGGUCGAACUGGCUCAAGCUAUGAUGGAAACCUCGAAACGUCAGAUGGAGAACGGCGUUAAAAAGAGGAGGGCUAAAAAGAAGACAAUUGAAAGGAGGCGCCAGGAGCAAGACCAGGCCAGGCGUCGAGAUCUGGAGGCCCAAGAUGCAGAGAUGCGAGAUGCCCCGAGUCAAGACACCACCCCAGCUACAUUCUUCUCGAGUGAGCACAAAGACGAAACUGCUGAGGAGCCGACCCAGGAGAUGAUGUCGACCUAG
Fusarium coffeatum is the source of this 3072-nucleotide messenger RNA. RefSeq lists its product as uncharacterized. NCBI's taxonomy places the organism in Eukaryota, Fungi, Ascomycota, Sordariomycetes, Hypocreales, Nectriaceae. Bases 1 to 3072 code for a protein of 1023 amino acids. The transcript has a single exon. The record is from RefSeq and is a predicted model, not a curated record.